AUGGAAAAGCGGACGGAAAAUAGCGACUGGAGAAGGCAGGUGUUGCGGUGGUACCAAUUCUUUCUCAUGUGGAGUACAAUAGAGGCACAAAUUCGCUAUAUCAUUCCAGAAGAACUGAGCAUUGGAUCUGUUGUUGGAAAUACAGCAAAGGACCUGGGUUUGGGAAUUUCGGAGAUUUCUGAGCGCAAGCUGCGGAUCGCCUCCGAGGGUAAGCAGUAUUUCAGUGUGGAUUUGGGAAAGGGAGAGCUGAUCGUGAGCGAGAGAAUCGACAGAGAGACUCUGUGCGGACAAAGCGCGAGCUGUUUGUUACCCCUUGAAGUAGUUAUUGAGAAUCCACUUCAGCUUCACCGUGUUGAGGUUGACAUUCGGGAUAUAAAUGACAACUAUCCACAAUUUCAGUCGAAGGAACGAACGCUGAAAAUCGCCGAAUCAACCGCUCCGGGAAUGCGUUUUCCUUUGGAGAGUGCGCAGGACCCAGAUGUAGGCAACAAUUCUCUACGGUCAUACACAAUCAGCAAGGAUGCAUGUUUCAGUCUGAAGGUUAAGGAUCUCCAGGAUGGGAGAAAGCUCCCCGAACUCGUACUGGAAAAGUCUUUGGACCGCGAAAAACAGGCUGUCCACCAGCUCCUAUUGACUGCGAUAGACGGCGGGAAUCCCGUCAGGUCGGGCACCUCGCAAAUUACCGUUAUUGUCCUUGAUAACAAUGAUAACAACCCUGUAUUUGAAAAGAAUCAGUACAGGGUCACUAUUGAUGAAAACAGCCCUGUGGGGACGCCUGUUAUCAAGCUUGAAGCAAGGGAUUUGGAUGAAGGUGCAAAUGGAGAAAUACUGUAUUCUUUUGGCGACCAUACUGAGGAUUUGGUGUAUUCCUUGUUUGAGAUAGAUUCGAAUACAGGAGAAGUGUUUCUGAAAGGGGAGUUAGAUUUUGAGAAUACUGCUUCUUACACAAUUGCGAUCACCGCCAAAGACAAAGGCACUCCCGAGAUGGAGGGGCACUGUAGCGUACAGAUAGACAUAGCAGACAUGAACGACAACCCUCCCGAAAUCAUCCUCACCUCCCAACCCAGCCCUGUCCGCGAGAAUGCCCCUAGUGGCACUGUCAUAGCUUUAAUACGCGCACGAGACCUUGAUUCCGGCGACAACGGAAGGGUGACGUUACGGGUUCCACCUGAUUCUCCAUUUAUUCUGCAACCUUCAAUUUCCGAUCAUUACGCUUUGGUUACAAAUAGUGUUUUAGACCGGGAGAGUUUCCCAGAGUUUAAUGUAGAAAUCAUAGCAACUGAUUCGGGUUCUCCUUCUCUGUCUACCAAACAAACUAUUCCAGUUACUAUUCUCGAUGUUAACGAUAAUCCGCCGAGAUUCAAACACUCUUCCUAUAAUGUGUAUUUGACUGAGAAUAACUCUCCAGGCACAAUACUGUGUUCCGUGUUCGCCUCUGAUCCAGACCUGGGCGAGAAUGCUAAGAUCUCCUAUUCUAUCUUAGACUCCAAAGUACAAGACCUGUCCGUGUCCUCCUAUGUUUACAUUAACUCGGAUAACGGCAGCAUCUACAGCAUGCACUCAUUUGACUAUGAGAAACUGAAGGUGUUUCAGAUCCAGGUAGAGGCAAAGGACCACGGCUCUCCGUCUCUGAGCAGUAACGCCACUGUUCAUGUUUUUAUCCUGGACCAGAACGACAACGCCCCCGCUGUUAUUUACCCCUCUGCUAUCAUGGGCUCUGUCUCUCAUCAGAAGAUGCCCCGCUCUGCUAAAGCGGGACACCUCGUCACCAAAGUAACGGCAGUGGACGCCGACUCGGGCCACAACGCCUUGAUUUCCUAUAAGGUGGUGGAGGCUACAGACGCGUCUCUGUUGGGUGUGAAUCUUUACACAGGGGAGGUGAGGACUAAGCGCGCUGUUUCAGAGCACGAUGAGUCCUCUCAGAGGCUGCUUAUAGAGAUAAAGGACAAUGGAGAGCCGGUCCAGUCCACUACAGUCACAGUUGGCAUAUUGUUGGAGGACGGGAUCCACGAGCCCAUCUCAGACUUUCGACAGAAAGCGCAGGAGCCCGGAAAGAAAAGCAAUAAGAUCACCUUUUAUUUGAUCAUUUCUCUGGCCUCGGUUUCUGCGGUAUCUUUUGUGACUUUUGUGAUUUUGGCUGUGAAGUGCGUUAGACACAGCCGAAGGGGCCCGUGUUGCUGUAUGAGACGGGCAGACUCUGACGGAUACGAGAAUCCCAACAGAAACCUGCAGAUCCAGCUGAACACGGACGGGCCCAUUAAAUAUGUGGAGGUCCUGGGAGGGGACAUGUCUCAGAGCCAGUCCUUCAGGUCCUGCUUCUCUCCGGUGUCAGAGUUCAGUGAUUUCACCUUCGUUAAGCCCAGCAGCACCACUGACUUUAAGGAAAUGAUUAAUGUCAUCGAUGCUUCUCUACCUGACAGCGCGUGGACGUUCGAGGGCCAGCAGGUGAGGAUUUGGUGA
Megalops cyprinoides (Indo-Pacific tarpon) is the source of this 2460-nucleotide messenger RNA. RefSeq names its product protocadherin gamma-C5-like. Gene Ontology annotation, biological process: homophilic cell-cell adhesion. The coding region runs from base 1 to 2460 and encodes 819 amino acids. Gene Ontology annotation, cellular component: plasma membrane. The record is from RefSeq and is a predicted model, not a curated record. NCBI's taxonomy places the organism in Eukaryota, Metazoa, Chordata, Actinopteri, Elopiformes, Megalopidae. The transcript has a single exon. Gene Ontology annotation, molecular function: calcium ion binding.